Molecule: messenger RNA, 1233 nt
Organism: Rhodotorula graminis WP1
Lineage: Eukaryota; Fungi; Basidiomycota; Microbotryomycetes; Sporidiobolales; Sporidiobolaceae
Exons: 4
Source: RefSeq, a predicted model, not a curated record
CCCCCGCCGCCAGCCAUGACCACCGCGCCUGCCGCCGAGCCCCUCGUCGCCUGCCCGUACACGGCGGGAGGCUGCCCGCUCUUCCAGACGUACGACGUCGACCCGAACCAGCGUUGCGCCGGCUCGUGCUCGCCCGCCCCACCGCCUCCUCCGCCUCCUCCCGCCCACGCCUACUCGCUCGAGUCCACCUCGACCUCGACAAAGCGCUCUGCGCCCUCGUACCUGACGGCCGAGGACGCAGCGUUCCUCAGCGAGCUGGCGGGCGGCGUCGGCGGGUCGGUCUCGUCGGCGCUCGCCAACGACGAGUCGUCUUGGGCCGACUACCUCGACUUUGGCAUCUCGCCGAACGCGCUCGAGGUGCCCUACCUCGGCCCAGUGCCCGAGCCGUCGUCGUCGAUGCCGUCGCCGCCGCUCGACGUCCUCCCGCCGCUGUCGCCCCAGCUGUGGGACCUCGAGGACCUCAUCUCGCGCGCCGGGCCCGGCGCCAAGCGCGUCCGCACGACGCCGCCACCAGUCGUUCCUGUGCCUGUCGCCCUCAAGUACCCGCACACGGACGUCCAGGUCGACAAGCCGUCGCCGCCGCCGCCGCCGUCGCAAGGCCCGGCUGCCGGCUCCCCCACGUCGACCGACGAGGAGGAGAGCGAGGUCGUCACGCCGUUCAUCUCCAAGCUGUCGUACCUUCUCCAACAUCCCGAGUUCGAGCCGUGGGUCCGGUGGGACUCGUCGGGCCAGUACCUCCUCGUCGCGCACACCAAGCCGCACCUCCUCCAGAUCCUCGAGCGCUUCUUCCGCCACACGGUGACGAGCAGCUUUAUCCGCCAACUCAACAUCUACGGCUUCCGCCGUGCCUCGACCGCCCAGCUCCUCAACAUCCUCGACUCGACCUCGUUCGCGUCGUGCGUCACGCUCCCGGACGGCACGCUCGAGACGUUCUCGGCGGCCGACUACUCGGCGUUCGGCAACCCGCUCUUCUGGCGCUCGGUGCCCGGUGGCCCGCCGUGCCGCCUCGGGGCCCUCAAGCCCAUCACCAAGGAGCGCGGGCCCCGCAACCGCAACAAGAAGGCGCAGGCGGCAGCGGCGGUGGCGCCGCCGCCACCGCCGGCGACAGCGCUGAGCUCGGCGCUGUACCAGUCCUCGCGAGGCGGGCCUCUCGUCCCUCGCCAUAUCCGCUUUGCCUAGAUCUUGCAGCUUCCUUCUCUAGUGCACUUGAGUCUUUGUCGUUCUCUCUCUAUC